Cylindrotheca closterium is the source of this 1119-nucleotide messenger RNA. NCBI's taxonomy places the organism in Eukaryota, Bacillariophyta, Bacillariophyceae, Bacillariales, Bacillariaceae. The record is from the annotation of a GenBank genome assembly.
AUGGGCAUCAUCAAGAUUCGAGCCAAUAAACCCACUCAGGAUUCCAAAAUGGGAAUCAAGUAUCUUAGUGAUGGUGUUGGGAUGACCAUCACAGGAAUCUUUGAAAACAGCAUCUUUGAAUCGACGAAUCUGAAGGUCGGUCAUGAAGUCAUCAGAAUCAAUGACUCCUCCGUGUAUGGAAAGCCCAUGGAAUGGAUCCGCCUCAAGCUCGCUUCCAUUGAAGGUGAAGUGGAGCUCGAUGUUAAAGUGAACGAGGAUACUAAGAAUUAUAUUCAGAUUCGAGCUACAAAGCCUUCUCCGGACUCCAAACUUGGCAUCAGAUAUGUUCCCGGAGAAACAAGUGUGGUAAUCACUGGCAUCAUGGAGGACAGUAUCUUUUCAUCGACAGCGCUGAAAGUUGGUCAUGAAAUCUUCCUGAUUAAUGGAACCCCAGUUGCCGGAAAUGGUAGGGAUUGGGUUGCAUCCAUGCUUUACUCCAUACCGGAUACGAUAGUCUUUGAUGUCAAGAACACCUGGACUGCCGGCGUGAAACUCAUAUCAGUUGGUAAAAAAGCUCCUACCGGAAAUACUCGGGUUGGAAGCAGUGACGAUAGAGUUCGAAUUCUCCUUCGAUGUGUUCUUGAUGCAAGUCGCUCUGAGCCGCCACUUUUCUUUGUUGGUCAUGGAAUUCCCAUUGACGAGUGGGAAAGAAUCUAUGACAUUAUUGAAGGUGAUUUGGUCCCGGCCAUUGCCGAGUCACGCCUUAUUGAUGAUGUCAUGCGAAAGGAGAUGGGUGUCUACAGAAGCAAACAAAUUGUCAAGGGUUAUAUGGAUAUUGGUGAAUCCCAACACGAGGCGAAGGUUUUCAAAAUGACUCAAUCGGCAUCGGCCAUGGCGGACACUUGCACUCUAGUUGCGACGAAUGUGUUGUCCCAUGUAUCUUCCAUCAUGGCACCUUACAGUGUCCGUUGCGAAAUCGAUCUCGAAAGCUACGAAUUACCAAAGUAUUCCGAUAUCAAGCAAAAGCAAGCAUUCCAAGCAAAACGAGUCAACGGCAUCAAAUUCAUUCCAAUUGUUCAGCGUACCAUACCCGAUGCAACUACAGUCCCUCCACUGGCAGUGGCAGAGUUGGCCCUAUAA